GAGAGGGAAAAGAUCAGCAGUGGAAGCUGUCAGAUCCUACUGGAUGGAGAGGAAACCAGGUCAGGCAGUUGCCAUCGGCUGGAAGUGAAUCACCAAGGGGAGAGCUGCUCAUCCACACACCUUCAUCUGAAUCCAGUUACCCCCAAUAAAUCUACCACUUUCCAAUGCUCUCCACUAGCCAAGGGGACCAUGGCAACCUUGGGAGGACAGUGCAUGAGAAAAUGUCAUUUGGAUCAUUUCCACAGGCAAACCUGACGGACCUCAACAUUUGGAAGGACAUGGCAAAUGGGACAAGUGUGGAAGAAUUCAUCCUUCUUGGCUUUCCAGGCACAUGGCAAUUCCGAGUCUCCUUUGUGGUGGUAUUUGCACUCAUGUACACCCUGACAGUAAUAGGCAAUGCAUCCAUUAUAGCCCUUGUGUGGAGAAGCAGCAACCUACACACCCCAAUGUACUUUUUCCUCUGUAAUCUCUCCUUUCUGGAGAUCUGGUACACUACGGGUGUUGUUCCCAAAGCCAUAGGAGUUAUGCUGGGGACUAGCCAGACCAUCUCCUUCAGUGUCUGCAUCCUCCAAUUAUUCUUUCUUCUCUCUCUAGGCUCCACUGAGUGUUUUCUCCUGUCUGUCAUGGCCUAUGACCGCUACUUAGCCAUAUGCUACCCCCUGAGGUACUGCUCCCUCAUGAGCAGUGUCCUCUCUGUUCGGCUGGCACUCAGCUCCUGGCUGGGAGGAUUUCUGGCCAUUUCCCUGCUGGCUUUUCUGACAUCCAGGCUGACUUUCUGUGGGCCAGAUGUCAUCAAUCAUUUUCUAUGUGAUAUAGAUUCCUGCCUUGCCCUUUCCUGCAGUGAUACACGGCCUGUGGAGCUGGCAACCUUCCUCAUCUCCAUAAUUGUUGUGGUGGCCUCCUGUGUGGUCACCCUGGUCUCCUACAUGUACAUAAUUUCUUCCAUCCUGAGGAUCCAGUCAGCCCACGGCCGGAAAAAGGCCUUUUCCACCUGCUCUGCCCAUCUCACUGUUGUCACAAUCUGGUAUGGCUCCACCAUGUUCCUGUAUGUCAAGCCAUCAGCCCAGAACUCCCUGGAUCUGAACAAAAUUGUGAAUACCUUUAACACAGUGGUAACUCCUUUGUUGAACCCCUUCGUUUACACACUCAGAAACAAAGAGGUGAAGCUCGCUCUGGGACGGGCUUUCCGGAAAAAGUGAAGUGACUUUUCACAAGGCAUCAGUUGAAUAUCCAUCCCCACCCUCCCAUGAUUUCUGCCCUGCACAAGAUCCCCACUGAAGUGUGAGUCUGUCUGGGCAGCAAGAAGCCACCAAUUCCCCAGUGAGCUCAUAUCACCUUACAGCCAUCUCUGGCUGGGCUGAGCCUGAGUUCUGCUGCUCCCACCACCCUCUGUUCAUUCCCUGUGAAUUCAGAAUGCCUCCCAGUCGUUUAAAGUGCCGUGCUUGUAAAGGGUCACUAACUCCAUCCAUAAAUGGUUCUGUAACAGAGCCAGAGGAAUGGUACUCCCACAGAUUUCUACCCCAGUUUGCCAAGUGCUUCAUUUUGUCAGGGUUUGUCUGAAUCUCCUAAACAAAUCCCAGCAACUUUAGGAAGUAUACAUGUGUUUCUCCAUUUAGCCUGAUGUUUUGUGAUGUCUGUAUGCCACAUCCUUGUAGCUAUUUCAUCAAAUCAUACUCUGAUUCAGGAUAAAAUUUGGCAAUGUCUGAUAUCUCUACCCAUAGCCAUUAUUCCUAGCAUAAGACUGCAAACAAAAUUAUAAUAAACUACUAUCUGAAUC
Molecule: messenger RNA, 1777 nt
Organism: Oenanthe melanoleuca
Lineage: Eukaryota; Metazoa; Chordata; Aves; Passeriformes; Muscicapidae
Product: olfactory receptor 6F1
Exons: 2
Coding region: 165-1199 (344 amino acids)
Biological process (GO): G protein-coupled receptor signaling pathway
Cellular component (GO): membrane
Molecular function (GO): G protein-coupled receptor activity; olfactory receptor activity
Source: RefSeq, a predicted model, not a curated record